Molecule: messenger RNA, 2091 nt
Organism: Mizuhopecten yessoensis (Yesso scallop)
Lineage: Eukaryota; Metazoa; Mollusca; Bivalvia; Pectinida; Pectinidae
Product: galactose-specific cell agglutination protein gsf2-like
Exons: 7
Coding region: 121-1701 (526 amino acids)
Source: RefSeq, a predicted model, not a curated record
ACACCAAUGUUUUCGUGAAGUAUGUAGUAACGUAUAUAAGAUAAGUGUCCGAAGCGUUACAGCUGCAGUAAGACAUCUGAAGCUGACCGACAGACCUUGUGGACGAAACAUUGAAUCACAAUGGACAAGUUCUAUGUAAUUGGAGUAUGCAUGCUUGCCGUCGGAUCAGUAUGUUUUCAAUUCACACAUAGCGCAACUACUUCAUUCGUCUCGGAAAACACUGAUAUGCAAACGGAGAGUCCAAACGACACAACCUCCGGACCUACCGGAACAGUACCAAUCAAUCCCGAAACCGAGGCUUCAACCAACGUAAACGUCACAGCAUCUGCCAGUACAUCAUCAACCGGUUCUGAAACCGAGGCUUCAUCCGGUAUGAACAUAGCACCCGAUAGUUCUAGAUCAGUAACAUCCGGUUCUGAAACCGAGGCUCCACCUGGUUCAAACACAACAUCCGUCAGAACCGAAACAAGUCCAACUGAUUCCGAAACAGAGGCUUUAUCUGGAAGGAACGCAACAUCCGUCAGAACCGAAACAAGUCCAACUGCUUCCGAAACAGAGGCUUUAUCUGGAAGGAACGCAACAUCCGUCAGAACCGAAACAAGUCCAACUGAUUUCGAAACAGAGGCUUUAUCUGGAAGGAACACAACAUCCGUCAGAACCGGAUCAGAAACAUCCGGUUUUGAUACUGAAACCUCGAAUGACGUUAACACAACAUCCGUUAGUAAAGGACCAGGAACAACUGGUUCUGAAACCGAGGCAUCAUCUGAUGUUAACGCAACAUAUGUCAGUACCGGAUCACUAACUUCGGUUCCCAAAGCUGAAACUUCAUCUGAGGUUAACGCAACAUCCGGUAAUACUGGAACAGUAACUGCCGGUUCCGAAACCGAGGCUUCAAUUGACAUAAAUACAACAUCUGUCAGUAUGGGAUCAGUUACUUUCGGUCCCGAGAGUGAGGCUGAGACGAACGUUAACACAACGUUUUUGGCUUCAGGGUCAUUUUUGAAUGGUUCCCAACCGACUACUGUGAAUGAUGUUAGUAACACAGAAACUACUGGAUCAGUAACACUUGGUUCCCAAGUGAAUAAGGCUGUACCUGAUAAUUAUACUUCCGGAAGUCCGGCUGAAUCAAUAAAUAGUUCACAAAGUAAUUCUUCCUCUGAUGUAAACACUACUUCCGGUGCUGCAGAUAACGUAAAUACAACCACAAGAGUUACUAAAUCUGUCAAAACUGACUUCAUUGACAAUGUCCUAUCCUGUCCACGAUUUCCGAGUCGACUGGUCAAGGACACACUUCUUGUCACUUAUGUAGAUGAUCGCUGUGCAAUGGAAGUGUCUGUGAAGACAGUUGUUGUGCGUCCCCUGACGAUACUACGGAUGUUUAUCAACAAAAGCAGAGUCAUCAAGAGGCCUAGUGUAAGCUUUAAGGCAAUAAAGAAGGAGCCGAGCGGUAAACCAGUCAUCUGUAAAUCUCUACCCACCAAGGUACUGGAUCGGGCCGUCGUGGUGGAGGUGGUCAAGGAUAAAUGUCAUAUGGUAUUGAAAGUUAAGAAGGUGACACCAGAAGUUGUUUCGUCACCAGUACAAGGACAGACGACGCACAAGAAGCCACCUACAAAACCAGUCCAUCCAAAAUCCAUAUACCUUCCCGUCCUUGAGUAUUUGGACGAUGGCCUACCGAUGGAUGUCCCGAACAUCAGAUAAUUUCUGGAGACGACUUUCUGCAAAACUUGUUUAUAUAUAAUAUGUACAAACCCUUUCCUGAAUAUAAACUAAUGUUGUGAAAUAUGUACAUAAGUAGAUAAGCUAUAUGUAAGUUAACAUUAAUAAUCAUUAUUUAAACUCAAUCGGGACAAGACUUUAUCAGGGUUGGAAUGAGCUUCACCUCAGUACCACAUAUAUAUACAGGGAGGCUUCAAAUGUGAAGGUUACAUUGAGGCGAGGACACUUCCUGACGAAAGUUUAAGUCUGAGAGCUCGGCACUAGAGUGACUGUAAAAAUUUGUAAACGUUUUAUGUAGAAAAAUUGUUUAUCAACAAUUACUUAUGAUAUUUAAAUGGUAUUGGUAAUAAAAAAUAUAUAUAUAUAAAAAUG